CCUGUUGCCCUUCUGUUUGCUACUGCUCCUGUCACUACCUGAGCCUCAGACCCCACACACACGGCAACUACCCUGGCAACUACCCCACAAUGACUCAGCAACCAGUCAGUCUUCCUGCCAAGCUCAUCAACGGUGGUGUAGCUGGUAUGGUGGGAGUUACCUGUGUGUUUCCUAUAGACCUAGCCAAGACCCGACUCCAGAACCAACGCAGCAAUCACCAGGUCUACAGGAACAUGAUGGACUGUCUGAUCAAGACUGUCCGGUCUGAGGGCUACUUUGGAAUGUACAGAGGUGCAGCAGUCAACCUGACCCUGGUAACCCCUGAGAAAGCCAUUAAACUGGCUGCUAACGACUUCUUCCGUCACCACCUGAGCAGGGGAGAGCAGAAGCUCAGUGUCUUUAAGGAAAUGUUAGCAGGCUCUGGGGCCGGAAUGUGUCAGGUGAUCAUCACCACUCCCAUGGAGAUGCUGAAGAUCCAGUUACAGGACGCUGGCAGACUUGUGGCUCAGAGGAAUGUGGCCGUCCUUCCCGCUCUGAGGCUGGGUGGAGCCAGAGCCGUGCUGAGCUGUUCCUACAGUAUGGGACCCCCUGCCCCCGUGCGCAGAGUGUCGGCUUUGCAGAUCACCCGGGAGCUACUGCGCACGCAUGGCAUCCAGGGCCUGUACAAAGGCCUCGGGGCCACCCUCAUGAGGGACAUACCGUUCUCUGUGAUCUACUUCCCCCUGUUUGCCCACCUCAAUGCACUGGGGAAGCCGUCCGGAGAGGAGAGCGCUCCCUUCUACUGGUCCUUCGCCGCAGGGUGCACGGCAGGAUGCAUGGCAGCCGUAGCCGUCAGCCCCUGUGAUGUGGUGAAGACGAGACUGCAGUCGCUCAGUAAGAGCGCCAGCGAAGAGAUGUACAGCGGCGUGAUGGACUGCUUCAGUAAGAUAGUUCGGAAGGAAGGUCCCGCGGCUCUCCUGAAGGGCGCGGGGUGCAGGGCCCUGGUCAUCGCCCCGCUCUUCGGCAUCGCGCAGGUCGUUUACUUCGUAGGAGUCGGAGAGUUCCUCCUGGGCCAGUCCCCCUUCACCCUCUACGGGCCCUAAACACAGUCGUGCAGCACGAGAGGCCGAAUGUUACAGCUGUGAGUGCAAGGCAGCUAUAGAGCGACUUACCGAGAGGUGGCCAGGGUACGUUGGGGUGUGUGGUGUGAGGUUUACUGUGAAAACGGCACCUGCAACUUCCUCGAUAUGCUGUGAAAAGGAUGGACUUGUCAAUGUCAUUUUAUAAGUAUCCCCAGGACCAGUCUUCAGUUUCCCUUGAGAGGUAAGGAGAGGAAUGUUUGCCACACUCGAAACAUCAGAAAACUGCUUGACAUUUGCUCUUAGUUCGUGCUAGGUUGUGUCUUACCCUUGCUGACAGAACUACUAAGACUGGGGUGGGGGUGGGGGGUGGGGGGUGGUGGAGUAGGAUAGGGUAGGGUGGGGUGAGCAUGAAAAUGAACACGUGUGUUCUGUGUAGUUCUUCAAAACAGGCUUUGGGUUCCUGUCUGGUGUGUUGCAAAACCGCCAGCGUGUAGCAGCACACGUUUGUGGGGUGUUCAGGGAUUUAGUGCACCACCUGGUGAGGACAUUAAGGCACUUAGAACUUGAUAAAAAAAAAGAUGUUGGAUGUUGGAGUUGAACAGUGUUUGAUGUGUUCGAUGUGGUCACAAUCCUAAUAGAAUUCCAAGGAGCUUGGAUUUUCAAAGCACAGUUAUGCACUGAUAUAAUUCCAAGGAGCUCUGAAAUGUCUCAUGUUGUUUGGAUAGGGAAAGGUCAUGCCGCCCGACUGGACCAAGAUUGAGUUGAGCAUUUUUUGUGGUUAUAACUUCAUAUGCAUAACUUUCUUCAUGGGAGAUAUGAAAUCAUUUAUCAGGGUAAUGUUAGUAGACGACAGACCAUAGAGUUUAACCUGUUAGAUUGUCAUUAUAAUCCAUUAGUAUCACUGACUGAUUUAAUUUAAUUUAAUUAAGCAAUUUUCUGGUUUUACGUGUACGAUUUGGAUCACAUUCCUGGCCACUAAAACAAAAGAAAAAUGUGGUAUACAAACACCCUUCGCUAAAGCAGUGUGAAAAUACAACCUACGGUUAACAUUAAAAAACAUCUUGAAUACAUAUGAACAAACAAUGCUGAAUAAAUAAACAAGUUCUCUUUA
Molecule: messenger RNA, 2172 nt
Organism: Electrophorus electricus (electric eel)
Lineage: Eukaryota; Metazoa; Chordata; Actinopteri; Gymnotiformes; Gymnotidae
Gene: slc25a55b
Product: solute carrier family 25 member 55b
Biological process (GO): malate-aspartate shuttle; L-glutamate transmembrane transport; aspartate transmembrane transport
Molecular function (GO): L-aspartate transmembrane transporter activity; L-glutamate transmembrane transporter activity
Source: RefSeq, a predicted model, not a curated record